Messenger RNA from Striga hermonthica, 1791 nucleotides. The record is from the annotation of a GenBank genome assembly. Lineage: Eukaryota; Viridiplantae; Streptophyta; Magnoliopsida; Lamiales; Orobanchaceae.
AUGGAAAGAACUGAACCUGCAUUGGCUCCAGAAUGGUUGAGAUGUUCAGGGAAUGCUGCUGGAGGCAGCACCUCAGCCCACCACAAAGAUGUCUCUUCUUCUGCACGCUCCACGCAGAGUAGAUAUCUUAGGAGCAAUAGCAAGAAAGAUAGCCCACGUUAUCUGGACAGAAGCUCGUCAUCUAGUUCAAGGCAUAGUGCAAGUAGUAAUGGCUCUACGAAGCAUCCGUACAGUAGCUUUUCCAGGAACCGGUGGGACAAAAACCGCGAUAGGGAGAAAGAAAAGUCUCUUUCCAGAGACUUAUGGGAUCAUGACUCUUCUGAUCCCCUGCCAAGUAUAUUAACCAGUAGAGUUGAAAAAGGUGGCUUGAGCCGUUCUGAGUCAUUGGUUUCGAGAAAGCCCGUUGAGCCAUUGCCUCGAAGAGCGGACGACUCAAGGGUUAGCAGCAAUGGCGUGCUUUCUGUGGGAAGUAAUCAUAGUACGAAUCAGAAGGCAGUAUUUGAUAAGGAUUUUCCAACUUUAGUGACCGAGGAGAAGCAAAAUGUGAGUGGGGUUAAGAGAGUCUUAUCCCCUGGUUUGAGUUCUGCAGUUCAAAGACUGCCAUCGGGUCACUCAGGGUUUCUUAAUAGUGAGAAUUGGACUUCUGCUUUGGUUGAGGUGCCUCCUGUUGUUCUUGCAAGUAAUGGCACGGGACAUUCUUCUCAUACACAGGGUGCUGUUACAGUUUAUAGUUCUUUAGCUGCAGGUUCUAAUGCAGCUGGUCUCAACAUGGCUGAGGCAUUAUCACAACCCACUGCACGUGUUCAUGCUAAUCCCCUGCAACAUGAUAAGACCCAGAGGCUUGAGGAGUUAGCUAUUAAGCAGUCCAGACAGUUAAUUCCUGUGAAGCCCUCAAUGCCUAAACCCUUGGUUCCUAGCUCCAUUGAUAAAUCCAAACACCCAAAGUCUUCUGGGAGAAAUAAUGGAACACUUCUUUCCAGGGUUGUCCAUCCACUACCUCAUUCGUCUCAGCUUCCUAAUCAGUCUAAUACUGGACAAAUCAAACCAGAUUCUGCUAGCACAUCUCAUGCCGGCAAAUUUAUUGUUCUAAAACCAGGACGUGAGAUUGCCCCUUUGGGAGGAAAGGAUGGAUUAAGUAAUGGUUCAAAUGGCAGAGUAAUUAAUCAUAGCCAAAUUGCUAUGGCUCCUCCAAAGUCAACGACUGGUCUAAUAAGCAAUUCUGUAGCGUCUGCUCUUGAAAACAAUGCUGCUGCCUUGACAAUAAGUUCGAGAUCCACAGCGGACAAAAAAUCGGCGGCCCAAUCUCUGGCCCAAAGCAGAAGUGAGUUUUUUAAACUCAUGAGGAGAAAAGCUUCUUCAUCAUCCAGUGGCUCAGCCAGUUGCGCAGAUUCAAAUUCUGGUGUUAUACCCUCCACUAAAGAGACAUGCAUGGAAAAAUGUAAAGAAGGCCAUGGAGACACAACAAGUUCUUGUGCUUUACAGAAUGAUUGCGAGAAAAAAGGUUUUCUUGAUCUUGGAGAUUGCAGUUUGUCCGGUAAUGGAUCAAUAUACCCGGAUGAAGAAGAGGCUGCUUUUCUUCGUUCGCUUGGUUGGGACGAAAAUGGUGGAGAAGACGAAGGCUUGACAGAGGAAGAGAUUAAUGCUUUUUAUCGAGAGUACAUGAAUAGAAGGCCCUCUUCAGAACCGGGUCGAAGUUCCCAAUCCAAAUGUUCAACACUAUCGACACCAAAUGCCAUGUCAGGAGUUUCUAUUUCCGACUCGAGCUCCUCUGAAUCUGAGCCUGAAGCUUGA